UUUUCAGCAAACGUAAAUAUCAUUUAUACGGUUAUUUUGUUUUUACCAUUCUGCUCCAUAACAAUUCUGCUCCAUAGAAACCACAACAAACGUAUUCUUCUUCAUUCUUUGUGAUUCUGCAACGCUUCAAGAAUUAAAUAUCAGAAAAUGAAAAUAGGAAAUAAGGUUUACCUAAAUAACAUUGACCAUAUAGAUGAAAAAUCGCAUAUCAAGGUUCGGGUGCUUAAAAUUUGGAACUUUGUCAGAAAUAAUAAAGUUUGUUCGAUUGAAAUGAUCAUCAUGGAUGAGGAGGGUACACAAUACCAAGCUCGUGUCUUCAAUCAAAAUUUCUCUAGAUUUCGUCAUCUUUUAAAGGAAGAUGAAAGUUAUAUAGUUAUAAAACCCAAUAUGGCUGCUAUUACUAAUGGUUUUAGUUAUACAGGUCAUAAACAGACCUUAACUUUGGAUUGGAAAAGCACCCUAAAAAAAUGUGAUGAUUUCUCGGGUCCAGUCAAUGGAUUUAUGUUUGUUGACUUUAAUUCUAUCAUAGAACAAACAUGCCCAAAAGACACAUUCUUUGAUGUUAUUGGACAUAUCGUGUCAUUUAGGCCUCUUGAAACUUCAAAUCCAGUACCAUCCAAGCAUUAUAUAAAAGUCACUCUUAGCAACCUAGAUUCUGUACAUCUGAAGGUUAUUAUUUUUGGAAGUCAAGCAUAUCAAAUUUCAGAAUACCUAAAAAAUAACCCGACGGUUAAUUUUGUUGUUAUCGUGAUGCAGUUUUUGAAGCUAAACAUUUGGAAUGGUCUUGGUGAAGCUAAAAGUCAUUUUGAAGUAACGAAAUUAUUCAUAAAUUCUGGCAUUUAUGAAAUAAAUGAGUUUAAAAAUAAGUUGAAAUGUCAUGACAAUUUCGGUAUAACUGAAAAAAGCAUAACUACACUUCAAAGCUACUCUUCUUCAUAUACAGAUGACUUUAAGGACAAUUUUCCAUUAAAAACAGUCUGUGAGAUCACCGAACCAAUUAAGGAAAUGAAGUUUUUAUUAGUUGCUUCCAUUGUUAAUAUAAGGCAGAAUCUACCAUGGUAUAUAAUUCCAAUUAACGUACAAGAUUGUACUGGAACCAUUGGAUUGACUCUUUUUGAUAGGGAAGCAAGGAGGUUGUUAAAUAUAAGUGCCUACAAGUUGAAAAAGAUACAUGAUGCGGUCGGAGACAGUGAUGCCCUAUUUCCAAUGCAACUUAACGUGUUGAAAAACCGCAAGUUUGGUUUUGUUGUAGAUAUUACAGAAUACAAUGUCAACAACUAUAAUAACAUCUACACAGUUCUCAGAGUUACAGAAGAUAUGUCCAUUGUUUCUGAAUUGGAAAGUAAAAUAGAACUUAUGAGUAUUCAAUCUGUCUUCUUAAAUCAAGUUGCUUUGGAAUCCGAUGAUGUUGUACAACCUGUUCAAAAGGAUGUGAUCUCACAAACAGACGAAAGUUUUACACCCUCAACAGUUGAUAAGUCAACUGCAACAAGUCCAAGCAAAAUAUAA
Molecule: messenger RNA, 1509 nt
Organism: Lactuca saligna
Lineage: Eukaryota; Viridiplantae; Streptophyta; Magnoliopsida; Asterales; Asteraceae
Source: the annotation of a GenBank genome assembly